AUGCGUAUAUUUCUUCCAAAGAACUCCAGAUGGUCUUGUGCUAAAUCUGUACCAGUUUUGAUCAGUAAAAUAUCUAUUGAAUUGGCUGUUUUAAUUCAAUUGAAAAGAUUUGAACACACACUUAUAUACAGAAACAUCAGGCUAUUAUCUAAUGAGAUGUGGUUAUGGCUCUGGCACAUUUAUAGCAUUAUUGGGCACCCAUUGCAAGAUUAUUAUGAAUAUUCAUGCUUAAUACCUGCUUCAAUGCUUACUCUCAUAGAAUUACAUUAUUAUGGUUGUAAGCUGCGAGGAAAUAUGGAUAUGGUAAUCGUUCCUUCAUAA
This is a messenger RNA of Phycomyces blakesleeanus NRRL 1555(-), 321 nucleotides long. RefSeq lists its product as hypothetical. The coding region runs from base 1 to 321 and encodes 106 amino acids. The transcript is spliced from 6 exons. The record is from RefSeq and is a predicted model, not a curated record. NCBI's taxonomy places the organism in Eukaryota, Fungi, Mucoromycota, Mucoromycetes, Mucorales, Phycomycetaceae.